This is a messenger RNA of Owenia fusiformis, 3268 nucleotides long. Lineage: Eukaryota; Metazoa; Annelida; Polychaeta; Sabellida; Oweniidae. The record is from the annotation of a GenBank genome assembly.
UGCUGGAGUUCAUAAAUAAUAAUCUGAUCUAUUUCAAUGAGUUAGAAAUCUUUGUAUAAGUGAGCAAUUGAUAUUAGGAAAAAUGCAUAAAUUACGACAUAUGUUUUACCCACAAUGCAUUCGAAGGCGUGUACUAAAAAUGGCAGACUACGAUGAGCCGAUAUCGGAUCAAGAUAAGGUGAGAAUAGCAUCAGACUUCAUCAAGCACGCUCCACCUGGUGAAUUCAAUGAGGUUUUUAAUGAUGUGAGAUUACUUUUAAACAAUGAUAACCUGCUCAAAGGAGAGGCUUCAGGGGCUUUCUCCCAGUACAACAAAGAUCAGUUCACACCUUGCAGGAUAGAUGGCUCUGAUGAACAGGUGCUAGUAACUGAGCAUGGAGAUUUAGGAGGUGGCCGAUUUUUAGACCCUAGAACAAAACAAUCAUUCAAAUAUGACCAUUUACGAAAAGAAGCCAGCGAUGUCCAACCUGCCAACGUAGAUAAUGCAGCAGAAUCAUGGCGUUCUGCGUUAGAAAGUUCCUUCACAGAGUAUUGCCACAUGCACUAUAAAUAUGGUGUCACUUCAGUGUAUGGCACUAGCGCUAACGGAAACAUAACCCUUACUGCUUGUAUUGAGAGUCAUCAAUUCCAACCUAAAAACUUCUGGAAUGGGCGCUGGCGCUCCAAAUUCACUGUAACAUUCUCAGAGUCUGGGGGUACUGCUGAACUGCAGGGUAUUCUCAAAGUACAGGUCCACUAUUACGAAGAUGGAAAUGUUCAGCUAGUUAGUUCAAAAGAAGUGAAGGAAUCAUUACAAAUUUCUGAUGAGGCCCAAACUGCAAAGGAGUUUUGUAAACUUGUGGCAGAUGCAGAGUAUGAAUACCAGAGGGCAAUAUCAGAGAACUAUGUAACUAUGUCAGAAACAACGUUCAAAGCAUUACGUCGUCAACUGCCUGUUACACGUACUAAGAUCGACUGGAACAAAAUCUUGAGCUAUAAAAUUGGAAGUGUUUGGAGUUGUAUCUCAUAUGAUGGAAAGUUGUCUGCUCCGCUGUUGCUGGUAACAAGGGGCCUGGAGACUCGAAACAGAACUGAUUGGAAUCCUUAUGGUGCUGUGAGUUACGUUACAACUCCGGUGGCCGAGAAGUUACUGCGGAAGAUAGUGCAGAAGAGAACCUCACAAAAGGCGUCGUUCAAUCCGAUACUCGGUGGCGUGCUGGAAGAUGGAGAAAUGAAGAUGGACGGAGAGGGAAGAACUGCUUCUCGAUCGGAUUUAAACAGCAGCCGAAAUGGGCAAACACGGUCUACUCGACUGCCCUCUUCAAAUUCAAUCACAAGAAGAGCAACCACAGGGUCUAAUAUUGGUGGAAAUGUCAGUAGAAGGGGCUCUGCUAUCCCUUCGACAGACGGUAAAAGAAGUAUGAGUUUGGACGUAGGAGACAUCACGAUGAUUGCAAGAAAUCUUCGAAGAACAGGGUCUAAAUUGAAAUUUCGAGCUGGGGUUGAUCGUCCCUUCACUCAACAAGAAAAGGAUAGACUGCAGAAGACGUUCAAGAGGGCAGUUAAGCUUAUCAUUUUACUUCACAAUUGGCAUUCCUACCACGAACGUACCUGUUGUGACUUCCGAAGUCCCUACCAACCUCAGAUUCAGGCUAUAGAUGCCACCAUGGGAAUUAGCGGUAAACAAGAGAGCAGCCAUUUUGUUUACUUUGAUCCAAGUGAAUACAAGGCAAACAAACAGAUGAGGAUGUCUUUGGAGGCGAAGAGAAUUUUACAAAAGCCUACCGCGGAGAGAACACCUGAAGAAAUAAACUAUGCCACUAUUGCAUUGAGAGGGGUGAGUCUAAUUGCUGACUACCCUGUCCGCAUGCAAAAGAAAUUGGCGCAAUAUGGACAGUUUGAGUGUUAUGAAGCAAAGAGGGUGCUUGUGAGAUCAGGACAUCCUGCCGAUGCAUUCUACUUCUUGCUGGACGGAACAGUGGUAGUAGCGCUGUUGGAGGAAGACGCCGUCCGGGCAACGACUGCAUGCUACCUCAGCAAGGGAGAUAGCUUUGGGGAGCUAGCCAUCAUGAACCAAUCAAAGAGACAGUCUACCGUACUUUCUAAAACAUAUGUAGAGCUACUCAGUAUUUCCGUACAAACGUACGAGAAAAUCUUCAUGAUAGGUGGAGCCAGGAAUCUCAACGACCCUGACCAUAACGAUUUCAUGAGAAAAAUAGAUUUCCUACGUGGAUGGCCUAUGGAGUUGCUAGAUUCGAACCCUGAACACUUUCUCUUCAUGUAUUAUCGGCGCGGCGCGGUAAUGGUGAAGGAUAGCAACUUCAAUAAUUGGAUCUUCAUCAUUAAAUCAGGAAGCGUUAGGGUGCUCAAGAAACUACAUAAACGAUCUCCAAGAGUCUCAAAGAAAAGCGGAAAACUUAUUCCAAGGAAAGCCAAUAUGCAACUAUAUAGUGCUUUUAUAAACAAUGAAUACAAGCGUAUCAUCGAGGACAACGAACUUAGUCCACCUUUAAGUCCAACAUUCACAGAAUCACCGGGAGACUCAUCUGCCGAUGAUCAAGCUGAAAAACCAAGCACUGAAAAGGGAAUAGCUCGGUCGUUAAGUAACUUAGACACUAGACUCUCAGCCAUACCGGAAAGUUCUAUGGAUGUGUAUUUAAGCAGACGUCAUAGUACCACCGGUGCACUAGACAGUGUGGAUGGUGCGCGUGUACAAGGCUGGAUGAACGUGGACGAUCCAAGAGUUGUACAGUCCGCUCAGGAAUUAUCAAUCGCAGAACAAUUAACGCAGAAGCCAACGCUUGAAAGGAAUGAUCAUAUGAAUGCAAAGAAAGAGGAGAAAAGUGGUAUAAGCCAUAAGGCGAAGACAAAAGGAAGGAGGACAUUCGCCGAUGACCUAGAUGCCAGCUAUGAUCAAGAGCAUACAGAACCUGAAAAGCAUCCGAUGUUUGUUCAAGUUCAAACACUUACAAAGGGAUCGGCAUUCGGUUUGAGACAUGUGAUAUUUGAGGAGCAGCCGAGUUUCUGUUUGGUCAGUAACGGCGCCGAAUGUAUCAUGCUCAAUAGAAAGUUCUUCAAAGACAAUUGUCCUCAGCAGUUAUGGAGGAGGCUUCGCCUGAAUUUACCACCUUAUCCGAGCGAAGACGACUUGAAACUUUGCUUAGACACGAGAUUAAAUUGGGAUGUUUUCAAAGAAAUAACAGUCAAGCAAACACUUCAAGAGAUUCACGAAAGCAAAACUAGACACAUGUUCAGAGACUCUUCUCAAACCACUUUUGGUUCUGUUUGA